Molecule: messenger RNA, 2310 nt
Organism: Blastomyces dermatitidis ER-3
Lineage: Eukaryota; Fungi; Ascomycota; Eurotiomycetes; Onygenales; Ajellomycetaceae
Product: protein farnesyltransferase/geranylgeranyltransferase type-1 subunit alpha
Exons: 5
Coding region: 250-1506 (418 amino acids)
Biological process (GO): protein geranylgeranylation
Cellular component (GO): CAAX-protein geranylgeranyltransferase complex
Molecular function (GO): CAAX-protein geranylgeranyltransferase activity
Source: RefSeq, a predicted model, not a curated record
CAGGCACCAGAUCCAAAACUCCGCCCCGCGACAAUGGAAGGACUGAACAAGCGCUUAUACAACCACCUCUCGACAUGCCUUUGUCUUUGUCGUUGCGAGUUAUGGCUUAGAUACGCUUUGUCACAGCUUGAAUAACAAUUGCUCAAUGAAUUGUCGCUAGACCUGACAUUUUACCCCUUACUGCUAACAAAGCGUUUUAGAAUCAAGAGGGCAGAGGGUCGACUGUCUCUCCCCGUCUGCCGUUAUCAAAUGGCAGAAGUUGCCGCUCUCCGAAAAGAUCGCCAGAUCAAAUACUUCCUUCGAUGUCUGAAAACGUUUCUUCCGCAUCAGUAUACUUCCAAUGACUCAAGUCGAAUGACCCUGGCCUUUUUCAGCCUCGCUGGCCUUGAUCUGCUUGACGCGCUGGACGACAACCUCUCCCUGGCAGAACGCAAGGGCUACAUUUACUGGAUAUACCAUUGCCAGGUACCCUCUGGUGGCUUUCGGGGAUUCCCAGGGACGAUCUUCGGGGAUUCUAAGAGGACUGAUGAAAAUGAAUGUUGGGAUCCCGCGAAUGUUCCCGCCACGUUCUUUGCGCUCAUGGCUUUGAUUGUGCUGGGUGACGACUUGACCCGUGUUAAACGGAGAGAAUGUUUACUGUGGCUACGCAACAUACAACGGGAGGAUGGGAGUUUUGGAGAGAUUUUGGGGCCCGGAGGACAGAUUGAGGGAAGCAAUGACUUACGGUUUUGUUGCUGUGCGGCUGGUGUACGAUAUAUAUUACGGGGGAAAGACGCGGAUUAUCUUAAGGAUAUUGAAGACAUCAAUACUAACCGUCUCAUCUCUCAUAUUGAAGAUUGUCAGUCAUAUGAUGGAGGGUUUUCAGUGUCACCAAUGACCGAAUCGCAUGCUGGUCUGACGUACUGUGCCCUCGCCUCGCUUUCAUUCCUUGGUUGCACACCGCCUGCCGUCAGCCAUAGUAUACCGUUCCUCUCCGUUAAAACGGCAAAAUUCGAAGACUUGAUCCGUUGGCUAGCAUGGCGGCAGACGGCAGACCUUGAAGAGGUUGACGAAGGCGAAAGUGGCUCUGAGAAGCACAUAACUCCUGGGGUGGAUAGAUCAAUAGAUGAACAAAUAUCUGCACUCCCAGAUAUACUAUCUCCCCCUCAGCGGCCAAGUGAGCAUCUCCAUUUGGCUGGAUUCAAUGGUAGAUCGAACAAAAUAGCCGACACAUGUUACUCAUUCUGGGUAACUGGAACACUGGGUAUUCUGGACAGUCUUAAUGUUAUCAACGCAGAAGCGGGUCGUCGCUAUCUCCUUGAGAAAACGCAGCAUAUCAUAGGGGGAUUCGGAAAGUGUGUCGGCGAUCCGCCAGAUCUCCUCCAUUCCUACCUUGCAUUAGCAAGCCUUGGUCUUCUUGGCGAAGCCGGGAUUGCCAGCGUCGAUCCAACAUUCUGCACUAGCAAACGAGCACGCCAGCACCUGGAGUCUCUCACUUGGUGGACUGGCGUGGAAUCCAAAAAAUAGGCGGGCGGGGAAAUAAUUUUUUUUCUGUUCCCUGUUAAAAACACAGAUUGGGCCCCCACGAAACGGGAACAUCGAAUAGGACUUGUAGCCAUUUAAACACUGCACGGGUAAGAAGCUUUGAGAGAGGGUGGGAUUUGCGAGACCCAAGUUCUUCAACGGGUGUGAAAAGAUUCCGAAUGAAUGGGUACUAUCGGGACGGCGAUAACUAAGGCGUUCGAUAUUUCCAUUAGUGAAAUAAAUUCCAUAGAUUAAUGACGAUACGAAUAUAUGCAUUAGGUAUAACUACUUGCUAGCUUGGGCGACCAUAGAAUUGUUAGUUUGAGGUCCUAGCAGAGCGCCAGUUAGUUAUGGCUCUCCGGUCGCGAGAGAACAGGUACCUUGUUACUAUAUUACAUCAGGUUUGUAAGAAUGAGGAAAAUGUCAUUUUUGGCAAACUCUUAGAGAAUUCACCGUUUCCAACGGGCGGUUUGGUUUCGAAGUUGGGUUUUAGAAUUCAAUACAGUCCGGUGCAACUUCACAAGAUUUUUGUAUUCUAUACUAUGGCUUGCUCCAUCUAGAUUUUGAUCGAUGUAUAUAUAUUCGUUCUGUAGAUUCGGUUCAUCAUAUGAAUUGAAUUGAGUACAGAGGCUCGACGAAACAGAUGGAUGUGUUUGCUUGGAUAUUUAGCCUGAGUAUAUAUAUAUGCUUGUCAUAUCGUACCGUACUAAGCGGGAAUUUUCCAGAACUAUGCUGCCGUCAUAAAUUCUUGGUCACGAACAGAGCAACUUCUGCUUCUGAUAAAAUUCCCUAAAAUCAAUGAAAUAG